UUCCCCCAAUUCACCAAACCCGCACCAUUGUCCAAUAUGGUGGCCGGCGUUAAAUAAAUAGUUUUCCAUUUUUGUGAUGUUCUUAACCCAUUUCGUUGUCCAAGUGUGCAAUUUUCCUUUAAAAGUGAUGUUUUUCCCCUGAAAACCAAUCAAGAUGAAAUGGGCCAUACUCCUAACCAUUUCGUGCAUCGGCCAAGGCUUGCAGCAGGAGCCCAUCAUCGAAAACUCCCAAAUAACCCAUCGGGACAAAUGCCAGCAAAUUACAGUGCCUUUUUGCAUCGACAUCCCUUACAACAAAACCACAAUGCCCAACAGCCUGGGUCACAGCACCCAGGACGAAGCCGGCCUCGAAGUGCACCAGUAUUUCCCCCUAAUCAAGAUCAACUGCAGCCCCCAUAUGCAGCUGUUUCUGUGCACGGUCUACAUCCCGCUUUGUACCAUCCUGGACCAGCCGCUGCCCCCGUGCCGGUCGCUGUGUCUUUCCGCCAAAAAAGGCUGCGCCGGGGUCAUGAUGAAGUUCGGCUUCGAGUGGCCGGAAGCCCUCAAUUGCGAAAAGUACCCAGUCAACACGCAGUUGUGCAUCGGGAAGGAUAACGUCUCCGUGAAUGGGGUGACGGAAGUGAGUGAAAUUCCCGACAACAAUAAAGGGAAAGAGUUUGUUAGGGAGUUUCCAAAGUAUCCCAGAGAUUUCGGGUUUGUUUGUCCGGUGCAGUUCCAAGUAAAAAGUCCCGAUUAUUCACUCACGGUGGGGCAGAGGACGGUGAAGAAUUGCGGCGCUCCGUGCCAUAUGAUGUUCUUCAGCGAGACCAAGCGGCAAUUCUCGCAGGUUUGGAUAGGCACUUGGGCUGUGCUUUGUUCAGCGAGUUGUCUUUUCACCGUUUGCACGUUUUUGAUCGACACUGACAGGUUUCGGUAUCCGGAAAGACCCAUUAUUUUCCUGUCAGUGUGUUAUUUGAUGGUUGCUUUGGCCUACGUUGUUGGAUUUAUCGCUGGGGAUUCGAUUGCCUGCAAAGAACCGUCGCCCCCAGAAAAUGGGAUAACGAAAGUGAGCACGAUUAUGCAAGGGACCAAGUACGAGAUGUGCACGAUACUAUUCAUGGUGUUGUAUUUCUUUAGCAUGGCUUCGAGUAUUUGGUGGGUUGUUUUGACCCUGACGUGGUUUUUGGCAGCUGGAUUGAAAUGGGGGCAUGAGGCGAUAGAGGCGAACUCGCAGUAUUUUCAUCUGGCGGCGUGGGCGAUACCAGCGAUUAAGACCAUCACGGUCCUGGCCAUGGGCAAAGUGGAUGGCGACAUUCUGAGCGGAGUGUGCAACGUCGGCAUCUGGAACGUGGAGGCCCUCCGCAUCUUCAUCCUCAUCCCCCUCUGCAUCUAUCUAGUCUUCGGGUUGGUAUUCCUAACGUCAGGUUUAAUUUCUCUCUUUCGAAUUCGAACCGUAAUGAAACACGACGGCACGAAAACCGACAAACUCGAGAAACUCAUGAUACGCAUUGGCGUUUUUUCAGUAUUAUAUACCGUACCUGCGAUGAUCGUAAUCGCGUGUUUGGUUUACGAACAGUUUUAUUUCGACGAUUGGAUGAUCACGUGGAGCUAUGACAUGUGUAGGAAGCAUAGCUAUGCGGUGCCUUGCCCGCCCGACGUCCUCGAAAAUACCCCAAGGCCUUUGUUUCCCAUAUUCAUGAUCAAGUACCUGAUGUACAUGAUCGUGGGGAUCACUUCUAGUGUGUGGAUUUGGUCGGGCAAGACCGUGCAUAGUUGGAAGGUGUUCUUUAACCGAUUGAGAGGAAGGCAGGCGGCUUAUGUUUAAAAACGAGAUUUCUUAUAUCAAGUUGUAUUCACAGUGAGAUAAUAGUUCGUUGUAAUUGAGCAUACGCAAUACAAGCAACUUGUUCUCUCAAACCGUGAACUGUGAGGUUAGGUAAUAACGAUAAUUUGUGAAAGUACUGUUAAAAACAAAGAUAUUGAAGAUUAUACCGAGAGGUUUAAACCCUUGCAGUACAGUGACUAGCGUUUCACUUUAAUACAAUUUAAAAAAAAAACAACAAUAUUGAUUUUUAAACAAAAUGUGUGGUUAAUACAAUUCCCACACGUUCCUGUAUCUGGUAUUUGCAAACAUCCGCUAAAAUCUAGUACAAUGACAUAAGUACUGCGCAGACUCAUAUCAUACAAUUUGACGUUACGUACGUAUGUAUUACAUACCAAUUAUCUCAUUGUGAAUGGACCUUAAGUGUGUUUUUGACUGAAUUGCAAGUUAGCUACCUCUACAAUGUAGACAUUGUCCAAAUUUUUAUGUUUACUGCCAAGUGAAACAGUUUUUAUUUUUUCUACUAAUGUCUAUUGGCAUCUAUUUUUGUAAGUACGUGUGUACAUAUAGUAUGCAGCUGUCUUCUACAACUAUUUUUAAUAUACGAAAGCAGCACAAAUUUGACGUCAAUUUUCAUCUCACAAGCUUUGGCAACGACACCAAAACACUAAUUUGUAGAAUCGUGUUCCGAUUUAGUUACCCAGUGGUCAUAGAUCAAAAACUGUUAUACCGAAAUUUUAUUUUAUUUAAAUGGGAUUAUCACCAUGAUUACUGUUCUAUAAUAGAACGAUUAUAGCAUGUAAAACGUGAAGUGCUCUCCAGUACAGCAAUACAACGAAAAUGGUUACGCACAAGUAUAAUGAUUUAAUCCGCGCUAGUAAUACUAAUGUGUUCAAUGUUUAACCAUUUUCGCACCAUCUUGAUCACGAAGCUUCCAAAUUUGCUUAAACGCACAUUUUUUUUUUUCGAACGAAGUGUAAUAUAUUUUUGUACAUUUUUGUAUAUAAUAGUUGCAUUUAUACAUAAAAUCUAAUUUAACUCGACUGAGGGAUUAACGUUUUCAACUGAAAGUGAUUACAUUUUAUUCAAGUCUGUUUUUAAAACUACGUACUUUUUAUAUUGUAUUUUUUAUAUUCGUGUUUUAACAUUAAUCCAGUUAAUUUUAUGUACGUGUAUUGUGUUCGAAAUUUUAUAAAAUGUGAGAAGCUCAAAGUACUUUAACUGUUGUGAUGCCGUCAAUUAUACAAAACUUUAUAGCAGAGUUAAUUUUUGAGCUUGUUGACUAUUUAGAAUAGGUUCUUAGUUUGUUGUAUGUUGUAACAAUGAUAUUACUUUGACUCAUUUUUACUAUUACGUAUUUUACAUGUAUGUUCUGUAUAUUAUUGCUAAAACGAAUAAAUUAAUGUUUGUGAA
Zophobas morio is the source of this 3214-nucleotide messenger RNA. It is a transcript of the gene fz, whose product is annotated as frizzled-2. Bases 155 to 1804 code for a protein of 549 amino acids. Gene Ontology annotation, biological process: canonical Wnt signaling pathway; non-canonical Wnt signaling pathway. Gene Ontology annotation, cellular component: plasma membrane. Gene Ontology annotation, molecular function: Wnt receptor activity; Wnt-protein binding. The record is from RefSeq and is a predicted model, not a curated record. Lineage: Eukaryota; Metazoa; Arthropoda; Insecta; Coleoptera; Tenebrionidae. The transcript has 3 exons.